Messenger RNA from Nothoprocta perdicaria, 2042 nucleotides. It is a transcript of the gene LNPK, whose product is annotated as lunapark, ER junction formation factor. Gene Ontology annotation, cellular component: endoplasmic reticulum tubular network. The coding region runs from base 101 to 1366 and encodes 421 amino acids. The transcript is spliced from 13 exons. Lineage: Eukaryota; Metazoa; Chordata; Aves; Tinamiformes; Tinamidae. The record is from RefSeq and is a predicted model, not a curated record. Gene Ontology annotation, biological process: endoplasmic reticulum tubular network organization.
GGCGGCGCAGGCGGCGCGGGAUGCGCGGCCCGGCCCGUGGCAGCUCUGAAUUGUAGUGGAAGAUUGAUUAAAUCUACCAGCACUUGCCCAGGCAUAGAAGAUGGGUGGAUUAAUUUCGAGAUGGAGGCAGGCAAAGCCUUCUACCGUUGAAGUAUUAGAAAAAAUUGAUAAGGAAAUACAGACAUUAGAAGAAUUUAGAGAAAAAAAUCAGAGACUCCAGAAACUAUGGGUUGGAAGGCUACUCCUUUACUCCUCGCUUCUUUAUCUUAUUACCUGUUUAAUUGUGUAUUUGUGGUGUCUUCCUGAUGAAUGGACAGCGAGGUUGAUUAUGACACUUCCAUUUUUUGCAUUUCCGUUGAUAAUCUGGUUUAUAAGAACACUGCUCAUUUUUUUCUUUUCCAAAAGGACAGAAAGGAAUAAUGAUGCAUUGGAAGACUUAAAAUCUCAAAAGAAAAAAAUACUUGAAGAGGUAAUGGAGAAGGAGACUUACAAGACUGCAAAAUUAAUCCUUGAAAGGUUUGAUCCAGAAUCAAAUGCAAAGGAGGCUGAACUCCCAUCUGCUGGAACAUCUGCAACCCCCAGACCUGGGCAAGAAAUCCGCCAGAGGACCACAGCUCAACGAAAUGCUUCUCCACCCACUCCAGCAUCUUCCAAACAAGGCUCUCCGAAAUCACCGCUUCCAGUAGCAGCAACUCCGAAUGUGCAGAGAGACCCGUCGGCUCCGAGCGGAGCCCCAGAGAGAGCCCUUGUGCCACCCCUGCAGCCAAAUGCUUUACCAAGGCGCCCUGGGUCCCCUGCUACUGCGGUGCCCGGAAUGGGUCUUCAUCCUCCAGGCCCUCCUUUAGCAAGACCUAUUCUUCCUCGAGAGAGGGGAAUUGUGGAUAGAGUUAUUGAAUAYUUAGUUGGUGAUGGUCCUCAGAACAGGUAUGCCCUAAUAUGUCAGCAAUGUUUUUCUCACAAUGGUAUGGCUUUGAAGGAGGAGUUUGAAUACGUAGCUUUUAGGUGUGCCUACUGCUUUUUCCUGAAUCCUGCAAGAAAAACUAGACCCCAAGCUCCACGACUUCCAGACUUCAGUUUUGAAAAAAAGUCACCCACGGAACUGCAGUCCAAAACUGAGUCUCUGAAUAUCGGAGAGAGAAAGCUGCAGGAGCGUGAACAGACAGAAGAAUGUGAAGAAGAAACUGCUCAAACGAUUGAGACAAAGCAGAUAGAUAGCGAAGCCCCAAGUCCUGAGCAGCUAAAUGAUAAGUUGGCUGAAGAAGCUGAAAAAGAGGAAGCAGGAAGUGAAAAGGAGUUUUYGGCUGGUGAAACAGAUUCUGCUGUUUCUGCUGAACAGAGUGAAGAAUCUUUAGCGAAAGCAGAAUAAAGUCAUUCAAGUGCCUUCUGUACCUAGAUUUUAGCUUUGUUCAUGCCUGUUACUAUUCAGGUGAGCUUUUUUUUAAUGGUACAACUUAAGAUAUUGCUUGAGCUCGAACUGCCUCACUGCCACAGUAUGUCAAAGCUACAUGUAAAAAUGGGUAUUGUAAAUUAAGCAUGUGUCUUUAAAUGAGUUAACACUCAGCAGAAUGUAUAGUCAUUUGAAGUCUAACAGUUGUAGCCAUUGUUUAGUUUUGCUUCCUUAAAUUCCAACUUUAGUCCAAGUUGAAUUGGGAGUGACCUAUAAUUUGAUUUCCCUUGAACUGUCACAAAAAGAGCAAUUAUUGGCAGCACUUGGCCUAGUGAAGUUUGGUCUAGUGAACUUAAGAUACUUUAUUAAUGCUUUCCUGCUGAAAUGGAUUGUCUACACUUUAAAUAGACAGAUGUUUACAAGCAGAAGUGUCAUCUAACAUUUGACUUAAGCAUAUGGAAAGUGUCAUUACAGUGAUGUCAAUAUUCAUUGUCUAAUUUCUUGGCAGAAUUCAGUUAAAUGGCACUCGGAUAAAUGGUAUUACCUUUGGUGGUAUUUGCAUUGCAGAUGAACCAGAGGCACAUACRUACAAAACUGGUUUUGUGUUUACAUUAAAAUAGGAAGUUUCUGCACUUGAUUGUACUUGAAUACAAAG